GGGAAAUAUCUCUGCUUGCUUGGGAUGGGUCCACAGCUUCUGCAUCUUCUCCUCUUUUUCUGAACGGCCACUUUUGGGUGUUUGAAAUUACAGGUUCUGUAUUUCUGGUGUUGAACACAAGCACAAGAUGAAGCUCAGGCUGCCAAAGUAGCGGCACCGAGAUAUGAUCAUCCACACAUGAAGAUCUUGGAACCCCAAUAGCUGCGGUGUUGGGAGUCCAACACGUUGGAGAACAGGUACUUAGCAAAAUUCCUCCCAGCUCCAGCUUCUGCAUAAAGACUCUUCAGGAAAGCUCUGAAUAACUGAAGGAAAAAGCUUGUUCUAGAAAUGGAGGAACUGCGGAAUUUUGGAAGCUUUCAAAAUUAAUGACUGAUCAUAUGCCUUAGAACAUUUCCUUUUCCAGACAGUGAGCUCAGAUGCUGCAUAAUGCAGUCCUGCCUUGAGGAGCCAGAGUUGGUGUUGUUCAAAGGAAAGGCUGGCACAAAGUAGAAUUAAUGCAGUUCUCUGGUAAGGUGCUUCCUUCCCCUUAUGGAUUGGUAGUCAUACCAACACACCCAACCAGCAUAAAUCAACCGUACCUCCAGGUAUAGUGGACCUGUACUUCUACUUUUAUGCCUGUGGUUUAGCCUGAAACUUUAAAAUUAUUGCUGUUUUGAAGAGUGGACUUGCCAUUAGUUCCAGUCAUCUGCAAAAGCAUUUUUGCGUGCGACACCACCGAGGGCAAGCAGCUCCCGUUCCUCAUCUGUCCCCUGCUCGCCACCAUCGCCAGCAUGGCCACGGGGGCAGAGUGGAGCUGCCCCAUCUGCCGCGAAGCCUCGACCAACAUCGCCUAUGUGGGCUCCUGCCUGCACCAGUUCUGCCGGGGCUGCAUCGUGCGCUGGGCCAGGAAGAACCCGUCGUGCCCGCUGUGCAGGCAGACCGUGCGCACCAUCCUCCACCCGCUGCCGCCCAACCAGGGCUGCGUGCAGAUAGCUGUGUUGGAGCCCUCGGCGUCGCGGAGCGCCAGCCCCGAGGAGGAGCCGGACGCCGCGGGGCCGGAGCCCCGGCCUCACGUGGCGGGGUUCCCCCCCGAGACCUGGGCAUUCUUCUUCAGGAACCACACCGAGAUCCUGCGGCCGCUGCAGAUGUGGCUGGCCGAGGUGCUGUGCGGCUCCUGCUGGUGGGACGUGGCCUUCGCGCAGGGCAGGAUCGUGGCCAGCCUGUGCCGCUACGGGCUGCGCGAGGAUGCGCUGGCGCGGGAGCUGCAGCCGCUGCUGCGGGGGCAGACGGCCGCCUUCGUCGGGCGGCUCAUCGAGGUGGCCGCCGAGCGCUGCAGCGCGCUGGCGCGGCGCCGCACGGACACGGGUCCCCAGCAGGCCGGCCCCGGUGCUGUCGCCCUCCCGAGCACCAGCGGGGCGCAGGAGGAGAGCCUUGAGGGGCCGGGGCAGGCCGGGGCCGGGACCUGCGGCUCCUGGCAGUCCAGGAGGCGCAGAGGCGGCGGCGCGCAGGACUCCGGAGCCCGCAAGAAGGCGUACCGCCGGCAGAACUAGAGUGCUGUGGCGGCACCGGGAGAAACGGGCCGGGACAGCAGCGGGAAUCUUUCUUUAGCUCAAAGUAAAGAAAUUUUGUAAAGAAGCCAAACCAAAGCAAAACGAAAUAACCAAAAACCCAAAGAAGAAUGUAAAAACCGCGUGAAAAGCCUUAGUCUCUCACUUGCAUGUGGCAUUGCCAGCGCUGUCACCCACCUGCCUUUUCUUCCUCCCGGUGCUGUGCACACCUUUCCCCUGGUGUGUCCUGAAACUCCGACGUUGUCUGCUGUAGCUUGAAGCCCCAGUCCAUCUGUCAGAUGGAUUUGUCAGAUGUGUAUUUGUCAGUUUCUUCAAGAGAUUGUAUUAUUACUGUCUCAAGUCUUACAUCAAGUGUGUGUCUCAGUUUAUUAGCAAAUUGAUGGAAUUCUGGACAAACAGAAUUCUACGGAAUUCUGGACAAAUAGAAUUCUCCGUUGUACUGCUAUUUUAGUUUAGUUUCAGCUAUGUUUGAUGAUAGUUUUUGUGAUCGUGAUCAAGACAUUUAAAUGUGUAUUAAAAUUUAGGCUUGUUCCCGUUUAAAAAUUUUGCAUGAAUUCUUUGUGUAGACAUUCUCUGAGUGUAAAGAAUUAAUUCUUUCUAUCAAGACAUUUACAUAUUGCUAAUAUUCCAGCAAGAGGUCUUUAAUGUUUUUCUUACCUAAAGUAGAAGUCUCUGUGACACACGCUUGAAGUUGAGAUUUUAUUCAAUA
Passer montanus (Eurasian tree sparrow) is the source of this 2256-nucleotide messenger RNA. RefSeq lists its product as uncharacterized. The record is from RefSeq and is a predicted model, not a curated record. The coding region runs from base 771 to 1529 and encodes 252 amino acids. NCBI's taxonomy places the organism in Eukaryota, Metazoa, Chordata, Aves, Passeriformes, Passeridae. Gene Ontology annotation, molecular function: ubiquitin protein ligase activity. Gene Ontology annotation, biological process: protein polyubiquitination; protein monoubiquitination. The transcript is spliced from 8 exons.